CACACGCAGCGUUGAUAUAUGUGAGUGUUUCAGCGGUGCUCUCUGAGUUUCCAGUGAGACACACUGAGCUGAGGGUCCAGCUGCCUGCUUCUCUCUCUCUCUCUCUCGCAGAAGUGUUGAGCUCGGAUCGUGGAUGAGCUUCAGCAGCACAGAGCGCGAGCUGCGGACCGCAGACCCCGGGACUCCCGCGGAGAAGCUGCUGCGUCUGAAACGCUCGCUCACAUUUAUGCGGAGUAAAAGUGUGGAGAACUUCUUCCAGCGUUCUCAGAGCGAUGCUUACCUACCAAAAGAGCUCUUCUCUGGUGCCAUGCCUUCUUCCCCGCACCUGUUUACUGGGCCUGCACCUGGUAACAGCAGUGCUGUUUCGCCCUCCCCCAGCAUCAGCCCGAGACCUGCUCCAUUCGGUGUGCAGCCGCGACCAGCACAAACACACUCCUUCCUCGAGCAUGUGUUCCGGCGACCCACCAGCUGCAGUCUGUGCAAGCUCAUUAUUGCAGGAAACUCUAAACAGGGACUGCGCUGUAGAACAUGUAAGAUGGGAGCUCAUCUUUGGUGUGUUUCUGAAUUCACAGAGAAACCAUGCCAAGGAAAGUCUGGCAUGUUCAAGAGGAACUUAAGCACACCUGUGCUGACCAAUGAUCAGUUAUGUGCUGUAAAGACACAGGAGGAUUGUAAUGCAUCACAGGCAGUCAGGUGCAAGGAUGAAAGACUACAGCUUCUUAAAUUAGAGUCAAAAGCUCAGCUGGACCCUGUGUAUGCUACACUUCGCUUCGGAACUUCUCUGGCCAGCACCAGCCGAUCUAGCUUUGGGAGUUUCUGUGAAUCUCAGAGCCAAAGCCUGGAUGAAGAGGAUGGUCAGCAGAAGGACGAGUAUGUGUCCACUGAGGAGGAAAAAAUGACUGAAAACCAGAUAAAGGAUGUCUCAACUGAGAAUAUCAACUCUGAACUGGAUGAGAUCUCCCAGAUUCCUAAAGUUCACCCCAUUCACACUUACGUGGCACUUUACAAGUUCUUCCCUCAAGAGCAGAAUGACUUAGAAUUACAACCUGGUGACAGAGUUAUGGUGAUUGAUGACUCUAAUGAAGAAUGGUGGAAGGGAAAAUGUGGUGAUAAAGUUGGAUUAUUCCCAGCUAAUUUUGUGCAGCGAGUGCGUCCAGGUGAACGUGUCUGGAAGGUGACGCAAAGUGUCCAUGGCAACAAAGACUUGGGCCACCUGGCUGUUAAAGAGGCUCAGAUUUGUGUGGGUAAAAAAGAAGAAACUGAUGGCUUUCUAAAACUAAGCAGCGGUAAGAAGAGAGGUCUGGUCCCGACUGAUUCACUGGAGGAGAUAUAACAGCUUAUAGAGUCGAACACAGUCAUGAACAACAUUUAUCAUGAUACAGCAACAUAAUUUACCACAUAAACCUGGUGUAUUAUGUCAAAUGUAUACGCACAUAUUAGCUGCAUUAAAGAGCUGUGGUUUGUUCAACCUGAUUGGAUCAUCAUAAUUUAUGUUUCUCUACCAACAUGUUCAUGUUUCUUAGUUUUUUGUGAUUUUUUUUCUUUUCUUUUCUUUUCUUUUCUUUUCUUUUAUUUUCUUUUCUUUUCUUUUCUUUUCUGUUAUUUAGGGAAAGUGAUAUGUUGUUGCCAUAUAUAAUUCCUAGUGUAUAGUGGAAUAGACAUUUAACGACUCCUGGGGCAAGUUGUAUAAACUGUUUAGACUAGUCUUAGAAAGUAAUCUAUUUUAUUUCUUCAAGACCGGUGAUAACUUUUUUAAUUCGGUUACGAAUGUCUUAUUUGUAUGGGAAAAGUAAGAUUGAUUACCCCUUGGCAACUGCUAGUUGGUCAAAAUAGUUCUUAAGACAGUCUUAACAUGGUGACAAAGUUUAUGCAACUGCCCCUGGAGGAAAUUAAGGGUUAGUCUAAUAGAAGUCUAAGGGUUAAAAUAGAACUACUCUGAUUUUUCAAAACAAAAACUAUACUUCCAUUAGAAUACUAACAAUAAAUACAUGAGUAAUGUUUUUAAUUAAUAGAAAUGGUACUAAAAUAAUAUUAUGAACUGGUGAUAUGGUGAAAAUGAUUUUAAAAAGGGUUAUGUGUUUAUACAGUUAUGAAAGAAAAUUAUGUCUGUUCCAUGUAAUACUGUAUACCUAUUAAAACAUUUUUAUGUUAAAAUAUUCAGUAUUUUAUUGCACAGACUAAACUAGUUGCUUGCUGUUUUAUAGGAUGUGGUUGUAAAACAUGGAUUGUUUAGCAAAACAAAUAAAUAUUGAUGGAAUUCUA
Messenger RNA from Carassius gibelio (silver crucian carp), 2262 nucleotides. Its product is annotated as SH3 and cysteine-rich domain-containing protein 2-like. The transcript has 12 exons. The record is from RefSeq and is a predicted model, not a curated record. Gene Ontology annotation, molecular function: protein binding. Gene Ontology annotation, cellular component: extrinsic component of cytoplasmic side of plasma membrane. NCBI's taxonomy places the organism in Eukaryota, Metazoa, Chordata, Actinopteri, Cypriniformes, Cyprinidae. Bases 134 to 1333 code for a protein of 399 amino acids. Gene Ontology annotation, biological process: positive regulation of voltage-gated calcium channel activity; positive regulation of protein localization to plasma membrane; skeletal muscle contraction.